AGCUCUCCCGUCCGGAUAAUCGCCCUUUUCUUCCCCUCUCCUCUCUCUCUCUUGCGGGCUCUCGCCGAUCUUUCGCGAAAGUACGCCUUUCCCCCUCAAACCCUACUCGCAUCGCGAAUCCACGCCGAAAUCGAAUCCUCUUCUCUUUGAUUGCUCGAGGACUCCGCUCGCCGCCUCCUAGUGUGACCGAUCUGUGGGAAUGGCCGCCAAUGUCUCCGCCGUCUACAUCCACGUAGUGGACGACGUUAUUAGCAAGGUCCGGGAAGAGUUCAUCAGCUACGGCGCCGGGGAGUCCGUGCUUAACGACCUUCAGGCGAUGUGGGAGAUGAGGAUGAUUCAGUGCGGCGCCAUCAGCGGCAACAUCGAUCGGCCGGCUCUCCAGAAGAAUGGUGCGCCGACUCCGGUGCAUGAUCUGAAUGUUCCGUAUGAGGGGCCGCUUGAGGAGUAUGAGACUCCUACUGCAGAGAUGCUUUUUCCACCGACUCCCCUGCAGACUCCCAUCCAGACUCCUUUGCCUGGAACUGCUGAGACGGGAAUGUACAACAUACCCACAGGCCCUUCUGAUUAUGCUCCAUCUCCAAUUUCUGAGAUCAGAAAUAGCAUUGAUAUGAAAGGUGGAGCUGGAAGGCCUAGUCCGUACAUGCAACCACCUUCUCCUUGGAUGAACCAACGACCUUUAGGAGUUGAUGUUAAUGUUGCUUAUGUUGAAGGACGAGAAGAGCCCGAUAGAGGAGCCUCUCAUCAAUCCUUAACUCAUGUGCAGGAUUUUUUUGUCAAUCCCUCAGGGAAGCGUAAAAGGGAUGACCAUCCUUCUCGCUUAAACUCAAAAGGUUACAUACCACAACAGGAUGGCAGUGGUGAUGUGAUAGUAGAAUUCUCUUUACCUGGGAAUGCAAUAAGCCAAUGCGAAAAGUCAUCACUGAUGCAUGCUCAAGGAAAUACUAAGUCCAAGUUCCCCUCCAACAAAGAAACAAAGGAGUCUCUGGUUCUUCCUCAGAGUGAUGGAGUAAAUGACGAAUAUGAUGAUUUGUUCCAGUUUCAAGGAGUAUCGAGUGAAGACUACAAUACACCGGGAGAUAAUGUUGAACUACGUAGUGCGACUCCUGUUGCUGGCACACCGAGGCCAAGUAGGAAUGAAGUAGAUGAAGAUGAAGAGCCUCCUCUUAAUGAGGAUGAUGACGAUGAUGAUGAGCUGGAUGAUCUUGAUCAAGAGGAUGAUGAGACGAACACUCAGCAUUUAGUUCUAGCCCUUUUUGAAAAGGUGACAAGGACAAAGAGCAGAUGGAAGUGCACUCUCAAGGAUGGAAUAAUGCAUCUCAAAAACAGGGAUAUUCUUUUCAACAAGGCCAAUGGAGAGUUUGAAUUUUGAUUUCUUCACCUGUAGCUGCUCUGCUCUCAGAUAAUGGGUGUUCAGUCUCAACUAGGUUUUUACCUGGGAGAGAACGAUAAAAGCUAAUUUACAUGAGCUCUGGUUGCUUUAAAUCCUUUAAUUACUGGGACCUUGUAAAAUUUGCAUAUUUUCUCCAGGAACAGUCAGACAAUCUGGUGUGCAGUGUCUAACUCUUUAAAGUGGCGAACAAGAACAUAAAACUAUUAUUAUAUGCCCAACAACUGAAAUUAGUUGAUAAAUUAUGGAUGAGGAUUUAGUUGAUGUUUUUCA
This is a messenger RNA of Zingiber officinale, 1660 nucleotides long. RefSeq names its product transcription initiation factor IIA large subunit-like. The record is from RefSeq and is a predicted model, not a curated record. The coding region runs from base 200 to 1369 and encodes 389 amino acids. Gene Ontology annotation, cellular component: transcription factor TFIIA complex. Lineage: Eukaryota; Viridiplantae; Streptophyta; Magnoliopsida; Zingiberales; Zingiberaceae. Gene Ontology annotation, biological process: transcription by RNA polymerase II; transcription initiation at RNA polymerase II promoter. The transcript has 11 exons.